UGAGAUGCGAGUUUGCAACGCCCUGCGGUUGAUUGAAUAGGCAUGAGUUUUGAAGACAUAAACAAUUUUCUGACAUUUUUAUGAUGUACUUCUUUACUUAAAAUAGUUAGAAUAGUGCACUUUAGAAGCACUUACUUUUGUUCAUCCCUGCGCGCAAAAGGGAAAUCUGAUUACAUUUGACGAUGGGAUUACUACCCUUGGAAUUUACGGACUGUCUUACCAACAGUCCGUAUUUUCGUGAAAAUCUGCAUGCUCACGAAAAAGAAUUGGAAAGAACCAGCCAGUCAAUCAAAGUACUAAUUAAAGAAGUUAAAGAUUUGCUUGCAGCUGCUAAGCAACUAUCCAGAGCUCAAAGAAACCUUGCAAACACAUUGAAUAACUUUAAACUGGAAUGUAUCGGAAGCAGCCAAACGGAUGACGAAAUGGUCAUAGAUGGAGCUUUGAAAGAAUUCAGUAAUUUGCUCAAUGCCAUAGAAGAUGAACGUGAUAGAAUGUUAGAACAAGCUCAAGCUGCAUUUAUCGACCCUAUUGAAAAUUUUAGGAAAGAAUAUAUUGGAGGAGCAAAGGAGAGGAAAAAGAAAUUUGACAAAGAAACAGCUAAAUUUUUUCAGUCUCAAGAUCGACAUUUGAAUUUAUCUACAAAAAAGAGCGGAAACCAGUUACAAGAAGCUGAUGCCAGUUUGGAAAUGGAGCAACGGAACUUCUCCCAAGCAUCGCUAGGAUAUAUACUUUUUCUGCAGGAAGUUCAAGAACGAAAGAAAACAGAGUUUGUCGAAACGAUAUUGAGCUUUAUGUAUGGAUGGCUCACAUUCUAUCAUCAGGGACAUGAAGUGGCAAAGGAUUUUAAAUCUUUCAUGACAGAUCUCCAGAAACGAUUGCAAAAAACGAGAGAAAAUUUCACUGCUACUCAAGCUGAGGCAGAACAGUUAAUGAAAAGACUUUUAGAAAAACCUUUGGAUUCUGGCUCUUUAAACAAAAUGUUCACCAGGCAAGGAUAUUUAUACUUGAUGGAAAAGAAGGCUUUAGGCACAACAUGGGCCAAACAUUUUUGCCAGUAUCAGAAAGAAAAUCACAAGUUCACUAUGAUACCAUAUUCGCAAACAACGGGCAAAAUAGCUGCUCCAGAAACAUACAUUUUGAAAGAAUGCAUUAGGCGAAUGUCAGAUUCUAUAGACAAGAGAUUUUGCUUUGACAUAAUAGUUGAAGAUAAACCUGGUGUCUUAACUUUUCAAGCCCUCUCAGAAGAAGAUAGAAGGUUAUGGUUGGAUGCCAUGGAUGGAAAAGAACCAGCAUAUAGUCAUAUAAAUAAGCAACCAAAACAAGAAGAAUAUUAUCUUGAUGAGAUUGGAUUUGCUUUUGUGCAACAAUGUAUAGAUGCUAUAGAAGCAAGGGGUUUGGAUGACGAAGGGUUGUACAGAUUAGUAGGUGUGAGCUCAAAAGUUAAUAAGUUAACCCAAAUGGCAUUAGAUCGAAGAAAAAAUGAAAAAAUUAAUUUAGAAGAUGCUGAUGAAUGGGAAAUUAAAACUAUAACCAGUGCUUUAAAAACCUAUUUUAGAAACCUUCCAGAACCAUUAAUGACAUUCCGGUUACACAGUGCCUUCAUAGCAGCAGCAAAAUUAGAUAAUAUGGAUGAAAGGAUAUCAGAAAUCCAGUCGCUUGCCCAUCGACUUCCCAAGCCAAAUUUUAGUAUGUUAGAAAUACUUGUUGCUCACCUAUGCAAAGUUGCAAAACAUUCUGACAAAAAUCUCAUGACAGUUUCAAACUUGGGUGUGUGUUUUGGUCCUACACUUUUGCGUCCGGAAGAGGAAACUGUUGCGGCUAUUAUGGAUAUCAAAUUUGGAAAUAUAGUAUUAGAAAUUUUAAUAGAACAAUAUGAAAAGAUAUUUUUGUCUUCAUCUAUAAAUGGUGAUACAAAAAAAGAGAAUAUAAACUCUAAAAAUUCUCAGAAAUCUACUUCUGUAUUACACCAUGGCACAAUAUCAAGUGAUAAUCACAAAGAGCCAGUCGCACCACAACGAAGAUCUAAAAGAGAAACUGUUUAUGUUAUGGAUGCUGGAAGACCACCUGGGCAAUCCAACCAUUCAUCUCGAUCAUCUCAUUCCGGAUUCUCUGUUUCUCCUCGAGCAGAAAGUAUGUACCUGGACAAUUCUACAUCUGCUCAGCGUGUUAUGGUAGUUCAGCCAUCUUAUGUUCAACGUCAGUCAUACCACUCAAUGAUGUCAUCGUCAGUUCAGGGACAUUCUUCAAUGACUACGGCAUCAACACAAAAAUCAUAUUCUUCAUCUUCAUCAUCACGUACCACACAACAAUCAUCCAGCAGGUCUCAGCAUUCUGUUUCUUCAAAUGUCAGUUCUAACCAACAGUCAAGGAAUGUUGUUCCCCAAAGAAACAGAGGGAAGCCCUUAGUGGUUUACAACCCAUCAUGGAAUGACCACCAUACAUCGAGUAGCAGCAGCUCAGAAUCCUUAAACUCUCCUCGUUCUUCUGCUAACUCAAGUCAUCAUAUGCUGACACAUACAUCCCCCUCUUCUUUGAAGUCUAGCUCCUCACAUCAUCAGCCAUUGUCUCAUGGAUCUCCACCAGUUCGUACCAGUUCUUCCCAUCACCAACUGGCUACACAUUCUGCCCCAGCGUCAGCAUCUCACCACCACCAUCCAGCUUCCAACCAAUCUAUUAAAACUAGUCCAUCUCAACAUCGAAGGAUGGAUAAAUCUUCUUAUAGCCCAGCACAUUCACCGAACAGAGCCGGUAGCAGGUCUACUGAAGGACACAGAGGAGCAGGUGUUGCUCCAGUUGGAGUGGGAGCAGAAAAACCCAGACGUAGUAAUAGGGCUUUAGAUGUUGUUGGACAUCAAAGGCAUGGUUCUGCUGGUUCAAGAGAAUACUUCGUCAGUGGAGUUAGGCAAAAUAAUGUGUUCCCUGCUAGUCCAUCAACAUCAUCAUCAUCAUCUUCAUCUUCUAUUCCCUCUGGCAAUAGCAGAAGAUAUCGCACUCUGUAUGCUUGUGUUGGAGAAAAUGAUUCAGAAUUAUCUUUUGAACCAAAUCAAAUUAUAUAUAAUGUGCGACAAUCAAGGGAGCCUGGUUGGCUAGAAGGUUGCUUAAAUGGGCGAACAGGACUUAUACCAGAAAACUAUGUUGAACCUCUCCCUUGAUGAGGUAGAACACUGUAACAUUGAAUUUAAAACCAAGUACAUUAUAAAAAUUCUAUGUUUAUAUAAAAUUUGAAAAUAUAUAUAGGGACAAAUUUCCAGGAAGAUAGUGAGAUUGAAUCUGUAUAUAAUCAAUUAUCAAAUGGAGAUGUGCAAAUAUAAAGUGGAAUAUUUAUGCUCUUUGAUGCUAGAUGCUGUCUACAAAAUUAUUUAAAAUAAAAGGUCACCUUUUUAUUUAUAAAGAUAUAUUUUUAUAUCUUAACAAAUAUCUGAAUCCUUGUGAAUGAAUGUCAAAAUUUAUAUAAACUUUGAGACAAGUGUGAAAUCACUUCAUUUCUGUAUGCAUUUGGACUAAGAGGUUUUUAAUUUUUGAAAGAAACAGUUAAAAGAUACAUAAUUCAUGAAUAUUUCUAUGUAAAUUUAAAGUCUGCUUUUUUUUUAACUUUGUGAAAUUUUUUUAGUAUAUAAAGUAAUGAUUGUAAAUUUUUAUUUAUAGUUUUUCAUUAUUAAGAUAUUUUCCAAGUCAAUUCUUUGUUUAUAAUACUGCUAUCAAAUGCAUGAUGGUCAUUAUCUUUAUUACAAAUUGAUUUUAUCCAAAGAAGACAACUUUUAGUGAAUAAAACUUUCAAUGAAAUAUUUUAGAUAAUGAAAAGCUAUGAAGGUUGUUAAAACUGUUAGUUUAAUAUGCAGAUAUUCUAACUAAUGAUGCUGCCUUUAGUAAAUAUUUUCUACCAUCCAUAUAAAUUAAAAUGUAGAUAAUAAAAUAUUUUAGUAAAAUGAAAUUUACUGAACAGUUAUAUUAAGUAUGAAGAAAACAUCUAUUAUUCAUUUAUUUAAAGAUAUCAAAAAGUGAAAUUACUAUAAACUUGCAAGCCCAUUUUAUUUUCAAGCAUAACUACUGUGAUCUUUUCGAAAUGGUGAGAUGUAUGAUUGCAAGGUCACAUGUGCUGAAAUAUCAGUAACUUGUGAAAACAAAUAAUUUAGCACAAGUGAUAGUAAGCAUUUUUUAUUUGCAUGUAAACUCGCAUUAUUAUUUGCUUUUUCUACUAAAAUUUUAUAUUUAGUGUUAAGCAAAUGGAAACAGACAACACCGUGAAAAAGAAGCAAUGAAUUUUUUUAGCAAAGCAUCAUUUUUCUCACAAAAUACUAUGUAUGCUUUUUCAUUCUGUAGGUCAAAUAAUUAUAUUUUACUUAAAAUGUCUGCAUCAUAAUUUUAAGAGCAAAAAUCAUAAAAGUAUAUUAGGAGAUCUUGAAAUAUGUUUCAUUGAAGGACACUCUUAAGUUUUGAAGUAUUUCACUGCAUGUAAUCCCCCCCCCAAAGAAUAGCAGUUUUUAAUCAUAUUUCGCAUAAACUGAGGAUAGUUAUCUUCAUGGAAUGAUAUGAAAGCAAAUAGUUUCCUAUGGAAUCAGACGAAAUUUGACAGUUUAAUUUUAGAGUGUUCCUGCAACAUAGUGAAGUAGCAUCCAGUAACAUUUUCAUUAUGUGGUUUAUGCUUUAGGUAUUAAAAGCAAAAUGUGGAAAUGGUGAGGUAAAUGUUAGUUGAAAGUGCUUACUGUUGUAUUUCAUAUCAAAGAAAUGCUUAUGAAAUGAAAAUGGAAUUUGAAAAAUAAGUAAAAACUCUUUAAAUUUUAUUUUGUUCUCUAAUUAGCAUAUUCAAUUCAGAUCUUUCAUGUUUAACUGUAUGUAUGUAUGUUCGUAAAGAAUUUUGCUGUGGUUUUUAUCUUUUAAUACUUCACUAGUAAAAAUAUCUGUUUCUCUUAAGUUAAAAGAUCAGAGUUCUUUAAAAAAAUGUCAUUUUUAAAAAAUAUUCACAGUUUAGGGCUUUCGUUUUGUAGAGAAGUAGUGUGUUAAUUUUAAUUGAACUGUUGCCAUCCGUCAAUAAAUAAUUGUUUCUGUCAAUCUUUUGAUAACAGGAAAGUAAAAUAGAGGAAUUUGCCUGAUAUAUUAUGGCUAAGUUGCAAGAAUUUUUAAACAGAGAAACUUUAAAGCUUUUUAAGAUUCUUUGGUGCAUUCCAGAAGUCUGUUCAUUGAGAUAUUGAGUUUUAUGUCGUGUGCAAGCGAUUACUGUACUUUAGAUAGUAACAUGAAUUAUUAAUGUCAAGAUUAAUAUUUUAAUUAUAGUCUUUCAAGUACUUUCAUUUUUUAUGUAUGAAAAAUCAAAUCAAUCCUUAGUUAUGGCAAUAUUUUGUUACUAUAUUACUUAAUGACACUAAAUUUUUAUGUUAAAAACUUCAGAUAUUACUACAUACUGAAUGACUGUAAGUAUUUAAUUUUUCAAGUGGAAAUUUAUUAGUAAUUUUAAAGAUUAAGUAAUUCUAAAAGAUUAUCAUCCUUGUGAGCUUCAUUUUCAUCAAUUUUUGUUCAUUUUUCUUUCACAUACCAUUAUUAAUAUAUAAAAUAAUUAGUUUUCUGUUUUGAAUUUUGUAAAAAGUACAAUGUAAGAUUAGACUACUUUUGGGGGUUGAAAUAUUUUAUUUUAUGUAUUAGAAUGUUUAAGUUGCAAUGAAUAAUGUUGUAAAGCAUAAAAUUUUAUUAGCCUUUGGAAAUUAGCUUUUUUUUUUUCCCCUAGUAUUGUUAUAUAUCAUUAAUUCAGUAACACUGAAAACAUUUCUCUUUUUUAAAUAUGGUGAGUUCAACAAAUAUCUUUCUUUGUUUUAUUAAGUGUAUCUUUAACUAAUUUACUUCAUGUAAGUAGUAUUUACAUAUUUUUAAAAAUUGUGCUUAAAUACUGAAAUUAUGUAACAAGGUCUGUGUAUCAUAAUUGUAAAUUAUGAAUUUUUUUUACUUGAAGAAUACAAUGGCUCAUAUGUAUGAAAAUUUUUUAUUCUAACUGGAUUAUACUUCAUUAGGUUAAAUCUCUGGAAAUUGCUAGUUUACAUCUGCAAGUAAAAUGUGGUUAGUGUUAUAAUUCUUGCAAUGGUUUUUGUGCUUGAAAAAUCAUUACCUUUUGUAAACCACAUAGUCUAAGGUUGCACAAAACUAGAACAUUUUUAUUCAUUAAUAAAUUAGUAUUUAAAAAUGGUUCUAUGGCUACUUUAUCAGUGUAAAGAUUAUAGUUUGCAAGUGCAUUUGCAUAAGAUACAUACACAAAUAUUUAAAAAUUAGAAAGCACUGUAUUAGUUGAUGAUAACAGAAUGAUUUUGUAAAAAUUGUAAGAACAUAAAAAUAUAAAAUUAAUAGCUCCUUUUGUAUCUGUAAUCUUUUGUUGUAAAUAAUCCUUAUUAUAAACUUGCUUUUAAUAUUGUGAGUGUACAGAAUUAUAAUGAUAAAAAGUGCCAUUUGUAUAUAAUAAUUGAAUCCAUUUUAUGAAGAAUAAAUUUUCUCAUGUUCAUCUUUGUUUCAUAAUUUUAUGAUGUUUUUUAUUAAUUUGAAUAGUUUAUAUAUGCAACUUUGUAUUAAGUUAAAAUGUUUUAUGUGCUUAAUGAUUGCAGGCAAUCGAUUGCUUGAUGUUAACUUCAGAAAAUAUAAUUUUGUGGUGUUAUGUUUUUUAUAUGUAUAAAAUAACUUGCUGUUUUUUUGUAAAAACAUCUUUGUAUAAAACUUUGAAAAUUAAUAAUAAUUAGAAAUAGUGAAUAGUGCUUGAAAUGGUGAUUUGUAUAUCAGUAAAAACCUUAUUACAACUAUAACACAGAAUGUUACCAAUCGCUUAUGAAUUUCAUUUACAUAUCAUUUCAUUGAAGGCAAUUUUGAUUCUGUAAUAAAUUUAACAAUAGUAAAUCAGGUACAUAGAUAAGACAAAAAUUCUAAACCAUCAUAUUUAAAAAAAAUUCUUAUUGCAAUCUUAGGUAAAUUCACUUUAUAAUUAUUCAGUAUUUAAUUAUAUGUUGUGCAAAUAAAUUACAUUUGAUAUAAUUUUCAUAAUGAUGAUUUUCUCAGAAUUUUUUAUAUUCCAUUUUAUUAUUAUUUUCAAAGUAUAUGCAAGUUUUAAUAUCAUAAUCAGUUCCAUUUGGAAAGAAUUUUAGAUUUUCUUAUCGAGAAAUAUAAUACUUCAUAUUUUCUGCAGUUAUAAACACCAAAUUAAAUAAAGAUGUGUCUUUUCAUUAGUUUUUAUAUAGAAUUUCUCUAAUAUUUUAGGAAAUUCAAUUCUUAAAUCAAAAAUAUACUUGUAAUUGAAGUAGAAAAUGGCAAGUUUUCAUUAUGUUAAGUUUUCAGUGUAAUUAAAUUAGUGUAUCAUGAUGGAUUCUGUGAAUUUAGAAAACCAGUGAUGUUAGGCGGUAUAGUGUUUGACAACUUUUGUGCAAUUUGAGAUAAAUUAUAACAUUGUGUAUCUUUGUGUGUGUUCAAUAAAUGAUAAAAUUAUAUAUUUGUGUUUUAAAAUGAAUGUUCUAUGUAAAGAUGGACAGAAUAUAUUUUAUCUCACAUCCUUUCAGUUAGAAUGAAUGUGAAUAUUUCUUAUGCUGUAAAUGUAAUUUAUCAAAUUACAACUUUGGUUAAACAUGCACAAGCUAAAUGUUAUUCCAGAUGGAUAUUUUUAUUUUUAAACAUAUGAGCGUAUCAUAAUACUGCUUUCUAGUACCAUAUCAAUUUUCAAAUAUUAGCCUUUUAUCUAAAAUGAACAUAUUGCUCAAUGAAUGAUAGUAAUAUUUAUAAAAGAUAUUUUCAUUGGGAUACCUAAAGUUCCAUUAUCUGUACUUUUUCUUUUUAAUAUGGUAUUUAAUUUUGCUAUUAGCUUUAUGCUCCAUAUUAUACAUAAAUAUAUACAUUAAACAAUAGUUUAGCUUUCUAAAACCGUCUUAGAAUUCAAAAAAAUUCUCGUCCACAAAAACUGACCACACAUCGUAGAAUUGCAUGAAUAACAUUUCUUACACACACAUAUAUAUAUAUUUACAGCAUUCAGCUCAUGAAUCAUUAGCUUCCAUAUUAAGUGUAUUAACUUUUAAUAUAGAGAUAUUAGUAACAUAGAACAAAUUAUUACAUGUCAUGCUUAAAAGAAUUUCAGUGCUAUGAAAUUAAUUAGACUUAAUGCACUCUUAGUCAUACUUUUAAUUUUUAAAAUUAAUUCUUUGUAAGAACUUUUAAUUACAUCAGAAUGCUUGUGAUAAUUUUGUGCUAGAAAUAGUUUCCUUUAAACUUUAAAAAAUUGAGUUUUUCUUAUUUCAUUUUAUAGCUCAAUGUUUAGAUGCAUACCAUUGUUUUAAGAUUUAAUUUGAUUAAACUGUUAAAAAUGCAACUUUAAUUACAUUAUUUAUGAUAAUGUAGCAUAUGUAAAUUAUGGUAUUGUAUGAUAUUUAAGUGUUUACAUAUUAUAAAAAGAAAAAAAUAUAUUUAUUUUAAUUUUUAUUUUUAUUUUAAGAUUGAAGUAGAAAAAUAUUUCUGUAAAUGUUAAUAAAAUAUGUAUUACUAAAAUAAGACUUAAUUAAUAAUUUUUUAAUGAAAAGUAUCAAAUUGUUUGUUCAAAGUAAAUGAAAUGCAAAUUUCAUUUCAAUAUACCAGCAAAUUAGAAGACAUUUCAUAUGUAGAUUUGCACAUAUAAUGUCCCAUAUGUAUUAGACUUAUGUGCUAAGAAACUUGUGACUACUGAUUUUGUGUAAUAAACAUUCAGUACAUUUUGUAUGUUUUUUAUAUAAGCAACACCAAACUGCAUUUUCUUUCUUAAACUGCAAAUUGUUUUAGAUCUGUGUAAUCUAUUUUUAAAUAAAUGUUCAUUUUUUAAACUCACUUUGUUUGGUACUAUAAAUAUUAAAUGAAAUAGAAGUGUUCACUUUACUGUGUUGUAAGAAGAUGUUUGUAAUUUCAUUGAAGUAAAUGUAAGUCAUAUCCAGGUAAAACAAUCAUUAAACAGAGAAUAAUAUCGCAAUUGUUUGAAUUUAUAGUUAGAAGAAAAUCUUUAUAGUCAGUGUCAGUCUUUUUUUUUUUUUUUUUUUUUUUUUGAGUGAGAAUUAAUUGCAUUUAUUAACAUAUCAAUUUUGCCACUCUAAUAUUUAAAUAAAUAUUUCAAAGCAGAAACUAUUGUAAGGUUCUUUAGAUACUUUCUACCAAAAAUAUCUGAAGAAUCUCAUAAAAGAUAUUGGCCAUAAAAUGCUAAACAUGUUUAAUGAUGUUCAACAUUUUAUGGUUAAUAACUUUUAUAUAAUUUGCUUUCUAGAAAUUUACAGAUAAACUCUUUGCAUGUUAUACAGAUUUCUCUUUGUUAUUCUAGUAUGGCCUACAAUCCAAUCACGUCUAUAUUGUUUAUCAUGAAUAAUAAAGAAUGUAUAGUUAUUACGGUAGCUGAAAAUAGAAUUUUUUUGUACUGAUACCGAAACUUGUAUGUAACAAAAUGAACUAAAUUGUAUAAUAUUCAAAUAUUGAGUGAUCUAUUUUAUUCAAUGUAAGAGAGUAUUUAUCUGUGUACAAAGGGACAGGCAACUUACUAAUUUAGUGUUGUGAAGAAAAAAUGUAUCUGGAGAGAAGAUUAUGCAUAACUGAAUAAAGUUAACACUCAUGUUAUGUAAAAGUGUGAUGAGAUCCAAUGUAUUUUUUAUUUUAAAUAUCUACUGCCAAAAAGAAAGAAAGUAAACUUUAUAAAUAAUUGUAGAAUGAACAUCUUUUAGAAGUUCUGAAAAUGCUGAAUAAAGUAAUAGUUGAUCACA
Stegodyphus dumicola is the source of this 9722-nucleotide messenger RNA. Its product is annotated as rho GTPase-activating protein 26-like. NCBI's taxonomy places the organism in Eukaryota, Metazoa, Arthropoda, Arachnida, Araneae, Eresidae. Gene Ontology annotation, cellular component: cytoplasm. Gene Ontology annotation, biological process: signal transduction. Gene Ontology annotation, molecular function: GTPase activator activity; protein binding. The record is from RefSeq and is a predicted model, not a curated record.